AGGUAUAAAAGCUUCUUUACCAUUUUAGUCUCUCAAAGCUCUUUCUCAAAGCUCUCUCUGCAGUCAUGAAUCUCAGCUCUAUCUUGAGCUCCUUAUCCCGCUUCCAUCUCCGACCAAAGCUCACCAUCGUUCACCACUCUGGUUCUCAACUCUUCUCUGUCUCUUCCCUUUCAACACACUCAUCCAAAGCUCCAUCUUUUUCGCUGUUCAUCUCAUCCUUCUCCAACCACACUCCUAUUCAUCCAAAACAACCAACUUUUGCUACUACCUGCGCAAAGUCAUUGCCUUUCCUGCUCCUUGCUUCCCUUCUCUUCAUUGCUGGAUUCCACACCAGGCCUGCUGCUGCUACUGGGAAUAGUGAUGUGGUUGAGAUGUAUGAGAGGAUUCUGGACAGGAAUCCUAGAGAUAUGGAUGCUUUGAAGGUUGUUCUUUAUGGAAAAAUGAAGAAAGGUUUGCCUGGUGUUGGGGAGGUUGUAGAGUGUGUGGAGAGAUUGAUCCAAAUUGAGCCUGAGGAGUUGGAAUGGAGGCUUUUGCAGGCUCUGGCUUAUGAUUCCAUGGGUGAGCUUGAGAAGUCCAAAUUGUUGUUUAGAAACAUCUUGGACAAGAGCCCUUUUCUGGUUAGAGCUUUGCAUGGGCUGGCAUUGGCAAUGUAUCAGAAUGGUGAAGCUCCUGCUGCUUUUGAGAUGCUAAGUCAAGCCUUGAAGAUUGCUGAUUCUGAGAAUCAAGUAACUGCAAAGCGGAAUAUAAAACUUUUAAUUGCAGAAUUGCAUGUUAUGAAGGGUGACAUGGAAAUGGCAUUGAAGGAAUUAGAGGAACUUGUCAAUGAGGAUCCUCGAGAUUUUCGACCAUACCUCUAUCAGGGGAUCAUCUACAGUAAGAUGGGGAAAACAAAGGAAGCUGAUGAACAAUACGAGAUUUAUUACACCCUUGUCUAUGAUGAAUUCCCACAGAAAAGAUUUAUCGAUUCUGUCAUUAGAGAUACAAAAUCUGAAGCUGAGGUUUCACAAAAAAAAAAUGUCUUUGAGCUUUCAUCAUAAGAGUAGAAUAAGGGGCGAUAUGGAUAAGUAAUCAUGUAUACUUUAGUUUUCACACAUGUUCAUGAGACUUCAUUUUGAGGGAAAAGAAUCUAAGCAAUAGGUUGUUGUCUAUGGCUCAAAAUGGUGAAUUUUGCAAGUCAAGAUCCAUUAGUAGAGACAAGGCAUGUGAGAAGAAACCUCCUAAUGAAGUUAAGUCAUGCAUGCCCAGCCCCAGGUCUCCUCUCAGUAGUCAUGUAUUCCAAGAUUUCAUUGUUUAGGCUUUCAGAAACAGAACUCCUGAUGAACUUGUUGUCCAUGUGGAGUUAUGAAAAGGAAGAAGGAAACACAUGGACUUCUUUCAAUUCUAGUUGACUCACUUAUUAGAACAAACUUUAUCUUAUUAGAUUUUGUCGAAACUAUAGAAAUUCCAACAAAGGAUCACAGCGAUGUCCACGGACUGUACAACUCCUGGACUUAGAAACAAAACUAAG
Dioscorea cayenensis subsp. rotundata (Guinea yam) is the source of this 1507-nucleotide messenger RNA. Its product is annotated as protein SLOW GREEN 1, chloroplastic. NCBI's taxonomy places the organism in Eukaryota, Viridiplantae, Streptophyta, Magnoliopsida, Dioscoreales, Dioscoreaceae. The record is from RefSeq and is a predicted model, not a curated record. Gene Ontology annotation, molecular function: protein binding.